GCCGUGCCGUGCCGGGGGGGCGGGGGCGUGGAGCUGGCAGCGCCGCCGCCCCGGCGGGAGAGGCGCGGCGGGCCCGAGCCCAGCGCCAUGGCCCAGCGGCCGGCGGGCAGCGGCCCGGUGCAGCUCCGGGUGCCCGUGCGGGCGGAGGCGGCGGAGGGCGGCGGCGCGGCGGGCGGCAGCUGCAGCGAGGAGGACUCGGGGCGCUUCGGGCGCUCCAGUGGUGGGGAAAAUGAUGAUGACUCUGACCAGAACUGGAAACCACCAGAAAAUGACCUGAUCCAGAAAUUAGUAACACAGAUUGAAUAUUACUUCUCAGAUGAGAACCUCGAGAAAGAUGCCUUCCUUCUAAAGCACGUGAGAAGAAAUAAGAUGGGCUAUGUCAGUGUUAAACUCCUCACUUCUUUUAAGAAGGUGAAGCACCUUACCCGUGACUGGAGAACUACAGCCUAUGCCCUGAAGUACUCAGACACUCUUGAGCUGAACGAUGAUAACAAAAAGGUUAGAAGAAAUAAUCCAGUUCCAGUGUUUCCAAGUGAAAACCUACCUACCAGGAUGUUACUGGUGUAUGAUAUCCACAUGAUUUCUGAGCUGCAGGCUCUUAAAAACCAAGAAAAUGGAUGCAUGCAAGAAAGGAUAAUGGAACAUCUCCUCAAAGCCUUUGUAACUUUUGGUGUAAUUUCAUCAGUUCGUAUUCUCAAGCCUGGUAGAGAUCUACCACCUGAUAUCAAGAGGAUCAGCAAUCGGUACACCCAACUGGGAACUCAGGAAUGUGCAAUUAUAGAAUUUGAAGAAGUAGAUGCUGCCAUACGUGCUCAUGACUUUAUGAGUGCUGAAAAGAAAGAGACCGGCAUGAAAGUCAUCCUCAUAGGCAUGAAACCUCCAAAGAAAAAAGUUCCCAAAGACAAGAACCGUGAUGAAGAUACCAGCAAGAGCCUUAAGAAGGCUGGAUCCCUUAAUAAGAGAGUUGAGGAACUUCAGUUUGUUGGUGAUGAAUCUUCAGCAAAUAGCUCUUCUGAUCCAGAGAGUAAUCCUACAUCACCACUGUCAGGACGCAGGAGUACUGCAACAAAUACUAUGAGUAGUUUGAGCCCUGUCAUUCACUCAAACAACUAUUUGAGUCCUAACGUGUCACUCAGAUCAAGUCCUUGGAACAGUCCAUCUUCACCAAGAAAAGUAAUCAAAAAGUCUCCGCUGGCUGCAGGCAGCAAGCUCAACCCAAGCGCUAGCCCUGAAGUUCCAAGGAAGUGUACAGAUUAUUCCUCGGAUAGCAGUAUCACUCCUUCUGGUAGCCCCUGGGUACAGAGAAGAAAAGCUCAAACUGUAACACAAGAGAAGAGUCCCGUCAGUAGCCCCAUGUUGGUUCGGAAAAUACAAAAUGCAGAUGGCCUGCCCGUAGGGGUGCUGCGGCUGCCUUGGGGGCCUGACGGCACUAAAGGGUUCCAUGGCGGAUGCGAGAGAAGGAAGGCUACAAAGAAUGAAUAAGGGAUUCUUUAAAAACAGUCUCACAAGUCAGUCAACUGUGUUUGUUGAAGCCUGGUGAAAAAUUGUCACUUGAGUGACUGAGUUAAGUCUGUAUUUAAUUUUAAAAGGUUUUGUAUUCAUAUAGAAACUUUAUCAUUUGUAUAUUUGUAUAUUCUCCUCACAGAAUCACUGAGGUUGGAAGGCAUCUCUGGAGAUUGUCCAGUCCACCUCUUUUGCUCAGGCAGGGUCCGCUACAGCGGGUCACUUCAGGUUUGGAGUAUCUGCGAGGACAGAGACUUCCCAACCCAUCUGGGCAACCUGUUCCCAUGUUCAACCACCCACACGGUUAAAAGGUGUUUCCUUACAUCCAGGUGGAAUUCCCUGUGUUUAAGUUUGUGCCCCUUUCCGUUACUGGGUAUCGCUGAGGAGAGCCCACCUCCACCUUCUUUACUCCUUCCCAUCAGAUGGUUACAAAUUAUUGAGGAUACCCUCCCCAAGCCUCCUCUUCCCCCAUCUGACCAGCCCCAGCCCCCUGGGCGUCUCGCGUGAUAGAUGCACCAGUCCCUCUGCCAUCUUAUGCACUUAUCUAAUGCAACAGCCUUACCUGCAUUAUUAUUUUUUUCAAUGUAUUAGUUUGACAUACAUAAAUAUUGAAACAAGCGUAUCUAUCGUUCAUGUGUAACUACAAUGUUUGCAAAGCUACAAUCCUGAAGAGCAGUGUGUAAAUACUUGCAAUUUAGCAGGUGUACUGUAACAAGCUGUGGUAUGUUACCAGUCGAAGCCUAAGGAGUAAAGGUUUUGAAGACUUGGUCUCAAAAGGAACUCUGACAAACCCACGCUGCAGCGAGGCCUGCACACAUCUCCAAAGACAACAUUGCUCAGUAGGACCAAAGCGUAUAUUUUCAUGUGAUGUGAAUAAAGAGUGAGCAUUGGAGACUGUUCUGUAAGUGUUCUCUCAUAUCAUCAAGGUGGAAAUAAAACAAAAAUAUUAAUUGGG
This is a messenger RNA of Falco peregrinus (peregrine falcon), 2458 nucleotides long. It is a transcript of the gene LARP6, whose product is annotated as La ribonucleoprotein 6, translational regulator. Gene Ontology annotation, biological process: RNA processing. The coding region runs from base 88 to 1482 and encodes 464 amino acids. The record is from RefSeq and is a predicted model, not a curated record. The transcript is spliced from 3 exons. Lineage: Eukaryota; Metazoa; Chordata; Aves; Falconiformes; Falconidae. Gene Ontology annotation, cellular component: nucleus. Gene Ontology annotation, molecular function: mRNA binding.